AUGGUUACACUAAAGAACAGAUCUUGGCAGUGCGGACAAAAGACGGAGGUGAGGGUGGGAAAAAACCCAGUCUUGGAGUGUGUCAGUUGGUGGUAUAAAGUAGCGGACUUCUGCAUUGACAUAACUCGGCCUAUGUCUCCACUCUUUGUCUCUACUGAUGCUCAUACCAUGUCCUCUAUUGCUCGUCGUCCUCCUUCCAGCCGCGGCCACACUAUCCUGUCCCCGGAACCGCCAAACACGCCCCCACGAGUCAGUCAGCGUUCCCAGCUCGUCCUCGCCGUCAUGGCGUGGCGUGUGGGUUGGCUGCUGGUGGGCGUGUGGGCGUGGUCAGCGGGCGGUGUGCCUCGCUCUUCUUCGCCCCGCCCAGGCUGUGAUGUGGAGGCGCUUCGCUGUGACGUCAUCUGUUCCUUCCCAGACCUUGGCUUUCACUGCAGCCGCUGUGCUAGAAGAAGGCCCAUGAGGUUUGGGAAACGAGGAGACAGCCUACCUCUUCCUUACACCACCACCACCUCCUCCUCCUCCUCCUCGCCCUUGCCCGGUGCCCCCAGCCUUCCGGCCACGACGCCCCCUCAGCCUGACUCACUGGAUGGUUUUCGUUUCAUCGGCCGCCCGCACUUGUUCCUCGGCAAGAUAUUUUGGAGGGACACCGUGAAGGAAAAUGUUCUCUUCCGGGAGAGGAAACUGAGACUCUGGAGAGAUCGGAAGAAAUGUCACCAGAUCGCUGAUGAUCCCAGCAGGUGCCAGAACAACGCGCUUAAAAGAUUAUUCAGAAGCUUCGGGGACCAAGGUGAUCAACCUCGUGAAGCAGGUGAACCCAACGUGAGUCCUUGCGCAGUGGACCCGAGAAAAUGUGCCCCCGGUUAUGACAUCCGGAAGCGUCUGGGCGGCACCGACAAGUCAGUAUGGCGGCCCAUUAACGACAGUACUCUCAGAAAACGAUCCCACAGCAGCGUAGACUUACGUAAUCGCGCGAGGAUCCUCGUCAAGCAUCCCAAAGACAGUGAAAAGCACAAAAGACACCGGAACUUCACGAACAAGCCCCCAGAACGCCUUCACCACACUGGGGACGUCUCUAGCGCCAUCAAGAGAUAUCCCUUUAGCCCCGGCAGGAGAAGGUCGCGGCGGUCCGUGGUUGAGAAGGUGGUGGACGGACUGAUGGAGAUGCUGGACCUCGAAGUACUCCCCGUCAACCCUAAACACUAUGGCUGCCACGACCUACCUUUCCCGGUCCUGGAUUAACUUGCCAUUGCUCCAAUCUCGAUGUCGUGGCGCCCCAACACAUGAUGCGCCAUAGCCAAGUCAUAACACUUCCUAUGUCAAAGGGAAGACAAACCAAACAUGAUGGUGUUGUCUUGCACAACAUUGAGGCAGACCGGAAUGAACAUCGUUACUAAAGCUACCAUAAUGCAUAAUAUAUAAACCUUAAUCCCCCCUGAAAAUAUCCAACGUCGAAUUAACUCACUUGAACUAUCAAAUGAAACGUCAAUAUGAAAACGUGUCCAUAUUUUUUUUGUUUCCUGAUAAUUCCCUACUGUGUACUGUACCUCUCUCCAAUAGAUUUAUUAACUUCUGUGAUCCUGAUGCGGCAACAUCAGAGUCAUGAGGGGCUGAUAGCAGUAAGAUCUGAAGUUACAUACAUUUAGUGUUCUGACUAGCUGCCUCCCAGCCACUGAAGGCCGGCAGUGUGGCUAGAAAGGCAAGCUGUUCAUGCCAGAGUGGUGCUUGACCCUUCACCUAAUGACUAAAUGGCGCUUGUUGCUCCGUUGUUUCGUUUUAGUAACCCUGGAUGAAUUUAAAGUUUGCUAAAUAUGAAUAAAUUACAGACACCAAACUGUUUCAAACUGUUUCAAAUAUUCUGUGACUGUUGCGUCUCUUAAAAUGCACCGUCAAACUUUGCACCAGACCAUUUCAUUAUACUUGAGAAGGAUAUCACAGCCGUUAAAGAGAUAACUAUAGUUGGUUUGUCUUGGGAGGAUUCCUUCUGUUUGAAACGUUGGUAUUAGGGCAACUUUACCUUCAAAAUUAUCUUUUGCAUGUGACAUUCAGUACCAGACUUAUAACGUUCGAAGGAUUCCUUUAACCCUUUCGUAAGAAUGAAAGAAUAUCAUGUUACUUACAUGCUUGAUUACAGACAUAUUGAGUGUGUCCUCUGGGUUGUAAUCAGUGAGCGAGUAUGUACGUACACAUAUUAGAAAGAUCUUGAGAAAGACACUCUUGUCUGAAUAAACUCUCUUGUAUCAAAUGAAGGAUUUUUUUCCUUUUUCUUUCAAAUUAAAGUCAUGUGAGGUCAAUUAGUGUGUGUGUGUGUGUGUGUGUGUGUGUGUGUGUGUGUGUGUGUGUGUGUGUGUGUGUGUUUCAGUACGCACACGUUCCAAAAAUCUUACUUCACACCACACGUCAUUUAGUAAUUCAGUUCUUUUCCCUUUAUAUUCCGAGUCACAAUCGUCUCAGCCACACACCGUACAGGUACAGCUGGGCAACGAGACUCGCCACCACCGCCGCGAUCAAAUCAGCGUACCUCUCAAUGCCGUGUUGCGGAGGAAAGGCUCAAUAUUCUUCAAUGUUCCGUCGCUUUUCUUGACUCACUAUGACACGCUGUAUUAGAUUUAAAUAUUGAGAUUCUCUAUAGUAUUAAUGAUCCUGGUGACAGUUUAAAAAGGAUUGUGUACCGUCAUGAAAAAGCACCAAGAACCGGAUUCAUAGUCUCUGUGGCCUUUGAAAAUAGUCUGACGAAAUUCUAAGGCGUUUAAGGAGACGAGGCUACAUGUAUAUGCACAAUUGCCAACUCUAAUAAAGGAUCAGCAGUCACUUCAUUAUAUUUAUCCCCAGGCUUCUUUUUUGUAAGGAAUUCAGCAGAGAAGUAAGGUGUCUAGUUCAGUGGUGUCGUCGGAUUACUCGUCUGAUUAUAUCAAAGCGAAAGACUAUUCAACAGUACUGAACUGGACUCAAGGAA
This is a messenger RNA of Portunus trituberculatus (swimming crab), 2953 nucleotides long. RefSeq lists its product as uncharacterized. NCBI's taxonomy places the organism in Eukaryota, Metazoa, Arthropoda, Malacostraca, Decapoda, Portunidae. Bases 1 to 1239 code for a protein of 412 amino acids. The record is from RefSeq and is a predicted model, not a curated record. The transcript is spliced from 7 exons.